UCCCUCUUUUUCCUCAAUGUUUUACCGGGUUUUUUCUGGUUGCGGUUCCCCGACCUGCCACUGAGUGAAACUCGGCCCUGCGAUUGGACUGAAACUAGACUAGACGUCAGAGAAUGUGAGUUUAGCAUGCAGGGAGAAAAAAACACAAAGGCAAACCGUUUUUAAAAUAUAUUCAAUAUAUGUCAGUUGUGCUAUAGAUAGGUUUUUCAAACGCCCUCUAGUGGCAUUCGGGGAAAAAGUGAAUUUCGAGAAUCUAGGGUGGAGAAUAGAAUCACAGCAUCUUUGGGAGAGGUUCUUUAGUUCAGCAACUCAUUUGCUAUCUGAAUACCGUGGCCUGAAAUACCCCAUAAAAAUAUUAGGCCGCGGAAGAGUGGAACGUGAAAGAAAAAUUUUCGCGACGUUUCCCCACCCCCACCCCAGAUGACCUCGUGUUUUGUAAGAAAUUAUGGACAUAAUUACUACACCAUCCUACUCGCAAAUGGCCUUUAGCAGCCGAAAGUGAAUUGUGGAGACCUGACCCUGGGCUGGAAGGAAGAGGCGUCAGUCAACUUCCUCGCCGGCGGCGGCACCGGCAGCGGCGGUGGGUGCGCGGGUCUGCGCAUCCCGCCCCCGGGCCGGGAAGGGGCGGAGCCGCGCGGAGCCCGCCCACCCGCGGUCCCUUCUUCCCGGCCGCUCCCCCGAGCAGUUCCAGCCGUGGUCACUGCCUCCUGCGGGAAGCCGGGAUCCUGGGCUGGGAGUGCGGGCUGACUCUGCGGGUUGUAUCCCUGCGCAGCCAUGACAACCGCCAUCCUGCAGCGCCUAAGCACCCUGUCGGUGAGCGGGCAGCAUCUGCGCCGCCUGCCCAAGAUCCUGGAGGACGGGCUGCCCAAGAUGCCUGGCACUGUGCCCGAGACCGACGUGCCCCAGCUCUUCCGGGAGCCUUACAUCCGCGCCGGAUACCGCCCCAUCGGCCACGAGUGGCGUUACUACUUCUUCAGCCUCUUUCAGAAACACAACGAGGUGGUUAACGUGUGGACCCACCUGCUGGCGGCCCUGGCCGUCCUCCUGCGGUUCUGGGCCUUCGUGGAGACCGAGGGCCUGCCCUGGACCUCUGCCCACACCCUGCCCCUGCUCCUCUACGUCCUGUCCUCCAUCACUUACCUCACCUUCAGCCUGCUGGCCCACCUGCUGCAGUCCAAGUCCGAGCUCUCCCACUACACCUUCUACUUCGUGGACUACGUGGGCGUGAGCGUGUACCAGUACGGCAGCGCCCUGGUCCACUUCUUCUACGCCUCCGACCAGGCCUGGUAUGAGUGCUUCUGGCUCUUCUUCCUGCCCGCGGCCGCCUUCUGCGGCUGGUUAUCUUGCGCCGGCUGCUGCUACGCCAAGUACCGUUACCGCCGGCCCUACCCGGUCAUGAGGAAGGUCUGCCAAGUGGUGCCCGCGGGGCUGGCCUUCAUCCUGGACAUCAGCCCCGUGGCGCACCGCGUGGCCCUGUGCCACCUGUCUGGCUGCCAGGAGCAGGCCGCGUGGUACCACACCCUCCAGAUCGUCUUCUUUCUGGUCAGCGCCUACUUCUUCUCCUGCCCAGUUCCGGAGAAGUACUUUCCAGGUUCCUGUGACAUCGUGGGCCACGGCCAUCAGAUCUUCCACGCCUUUCUGUCCAUCUGCACACUCUCUCAGCUGGAGGCCAUCCUCUUGGACUACAAGGGGAGACAGGAGAUCUUCCUGCACCGCCACAGUCCCCUGUCCAUCUACGCUGCCUGCCUCUCCUUCUUCUUCCUGGUGGCCUGCAGCGGGGCCACUGCAGCCCUCCUGCGGGAAAAAAUCAAGGCCAGACUGAGCAAGAAGGAUUCCUGAGGCCAGAGGGUGGGGCGAGGUGUGGAGGCAAAUAGGAGUUGACUUUUCGUUUUUAAAAGCGGGCUUUUAAAUAGGUACAUAUUUCCAAGGAUGGCUAUGGCUCGCGAAGAGUUUUAUUGUUAUGGUUGUUAAUCAAAGGAGCAUUCCUUUUCCCUCUGGGCCAUAGCCUUCCCAGACAGGAAGGGAAGGGACCUUGGCAAAGAUUCAGCAGACACUAAAUUAAGAACCAUCUACAUGCCUGAAAAUUCAGUGGACUUCUGACUGCAACCUCCAGGAGCAAACCCCAGACCAAAGGGGUCAUUCACUUGGACUGGAAAGUGAGGUGGCUGGACCACCCUUGAAAUGGGCAUUCAACUGUGAUGCGGCUCUUGAGUGAUUAGCUACAUUGACUCAAGGACCCGAAUUCAUUUGGAUUUCAGAUUUUCAGAUUGGUGGAGAAGUCGGAAUCUUCAGGAAGAUUCAGUGAAACCCGUAGAUGUAAUGAAUGACUCCGUUCCCCUGACUUUUGUCCCCUUCUCUGACCCACUCCAGCACUGACCCUUUUCUCAGGAUGAUGUCUGCUGGGCAGUUGUCUCCACAGUGCUGUUCGCUCCCACCUGUACCUUGUAUGGUGAUGUCAAGGGCAGCGGAGCAGCCAUCCUUCCAGGAAUCACUCGGAUCCACACGAACCUUCAGGAAGUUUACUCGCAUCUGAUACUAAUGUACAUGGUACUGGAGACUGCAGUGCCAAGAGCCACCGGGGGGCCCCGCCAGCAAGCAUGGAUACCAUUUGGAGCCAUGGGACCCUUCCAUUUUCUACCUGUGCAUUGCAGGAUUACUCGAGAUCUCUCUUAGGGCUGCCUUACCUGCUAGAAGAUCCAGAGCUUUCUCCAGAGGAUCUUCUCCAGAUUUUGACCAGCAUGUUCAAAAGUGAAUUGGUUCUAAGAUUCCCACUAGGGAUCUGCUGAUUUUAAGAGGAACCCGAGGUCCAGCCUCUUAAAUAGAUGCUGCCCCAUGAAGGACUCACAGAACUAGCCUAGUUCAGGGUCCUUAGGGAAACAGUUGUACCUCAGCUUAGAGCAGCUUAACUUCAGCAUGAGUGUGUGCUCAUGGUGGGUUGGUCCCCAAAGGCUCCGUUGGCUGAGGAUGGUGGACCAGGGGCUCCUGCAGGCAGAAUGUUCUGUUUAAUGAUGUGGCUGCCCAGCAGCUUCCAUGGGAUAGAAGGGGACCUGCGGCUGAUGUGUUCUGGCCACAAAGCUUUCCCUGAGGACUGCCUUCCGUGCUGAUCCAGUGAAGGGGGCUCUGGUGACACCAGGUCUGUGGGAACCCCACCACCAUCACCACGGGCUGCAUUUCCUCUCAGUAUAAGGUCUCUGUUUACUGAAAAGGAAAGUGGUUUCCACUCCAGUUUGAUGAACCUCCUCUAUUACUACAUUAUUCUGUUGUCUUUACAUCUUUGUUUUCUUCCUUUCUGUUGAGAGAUGUGUGGGGUUUAUGCCCUAUAAAUGGAAACAUAUGAACACUUAA
Phacochoerus africanus (Common warthog) is the source of this 3345-nucleotide messenger RNA. RefSeq names its product progestin and adipoQ receptor family member 8 (gene PAQR8). Gene Ontology annotation, cellular component: plasma membrane. NCBI's taxonomy places the organism in Eukaryota, Metazoa, Chordata, Mammalia, Artiodactyla, Suidae. The record is from RefSeq and is a predicted model, not a curated record. Gene Ontology annotation, biological process: response to steroid hormone. The coding region runs from base 775 to 1839 and encodes 354 amino acids. Gene Ontology annotation, molecular function: nuclear steroid receptor activity; steroid binding. The transcript is spliced from 3 exons.